UUCGAAGCAGCGGUCCAAUUAAGUUAAAAUCCCCCCUCGAAAACUUCGCGCAAUGAGUGAUUCAGUGACCUACUCGGUAUCGUACACGGAUACGCACGCCGUGCUGCUCGUGACCACCCCGGAGCUGGACCUGGAGCACGCCGACACCGCGCUGGCCCUCGAAGUGCACGACCGGGAGCUCGUGUUCACCGCACCGCCGUACCAUGUGAGAAUUCCGGUGGAUCGUGAUCUGCGGCGGCAGGAUGAGGGUUUUCCCGAGCGGAUUGAUUACGAGAAGGAGGUUAUCUGUUACCACAUCCCGUUGGUGACGAGGGAACAGGUUGAGUCAAGUUCUGAAACGUUGUUUGCGUAUGGCUUCAACAAUUGGUACAGCGGACCGCUGAACAUUAUCAACAACCAAGAUUUCAAAUCUCUAUCGAAUCCGGAACGAUUCUCCAACGAGGAACGACACCAGAAGCGAUUGUCAGACGAGAAGACUGACUUCAACCAGGAACACUUUGGGAUGGAUCACGUUCAGUGCUUGAUCGACUGCUUUGGGCUGGACUCCGCGGUGAUACCCCUGGAAGUAAAGCUCACCGAAGAUCAAAACUAUCGUAUUAAGGUGAUUCUCAGCGACAAGAAGGACGAUCUGGAUCAGUAUCGAACGCUAGCGGAAGACAGUUCGAUUCUACUGAACCUACUCGACAUUUUGCUGGCCGUGCUGUACGACAAACUGCUGCAAAGCAACGAACUGAACGAGGCCAUUUCGCACGUCAACAUCCACCGGAUAUCGGCCACGCUGUCGUACUUUGAGCAGUUCAAAUCUGAGGAUACUGUGCUGACUGCGUUCUAUCGACGAUCCUGUGUCUACCCGCUGUUUCGAAGCAAAGAACUGGCGCAAAUCUGCGCGCAGCGCUUGGUAGAUGCGUCGAAAAAGGACGCCUUCAACGAUUGGAUCCUCGAAAAGUUGAUGUACUGUUACGAGUCUUUCAUGCAAAAUGAUUGCUCUGUGCUGAACCAUUACUACGUCAAAGACUACAUCCGGUUUGUGCGGCUUUGCGCGCCCGUUGAAGGUUUUCGCAAAGUUGUGGAAGAAGUUGCGGCGCUUCUGCCGCAGGUACACGAGCGAUCGCUGGGAUUUGGAGAAGAGGCUGUUGUGCAAAAGUUUGUCCGGGAUAUUAUUGGCCGGUUGGAUGAUAGCUCAACCGACUCGGAUGACGAUUCGUCGAGUGAGGGCGAAACGGAGACCGAGAGUAGUGACGAGGAGGUGAUUUCACAACCGGAAGAAAGCGUGUUGGACAAAUUAAUGAACUUGAAAAUACAACCCUGAGUACAAAUUUGGCUUUA
Molecule: messenger RNA, 1326 nt
Organism: Culex quinquefasciatus (southern house mosquito)
Lineage: Eukaryota; Metazoa; Arthropoda; Insecta; Diptera; Culicidae
Product: protein SHQ1 homolog
Exons: 3
Coding region: 53-1309 (418 amino acids)
Biological process (GO): box H/ACA snoRNP assembly
Cellular component (GO): nucleoplasm; cytoplasm
Source: RefSeq, a predicted model, not a curated record